This is a messenger RNA of Pipistrellus nathusii (Nathusius's pipistrelle), 1137 nucleotides long. The record is from the annotation of a GenBank genome assembly. NCBI's taxonomy places the organism in Eukaryota, Metazoa, Chordata, Mammalia, Chiroptera, Vespertilionidae.
AUGCACCUGCGCUCCAUCCAGCUGAGCCCUGCAGCCUGGCGCUGGGCCAGCAGCAGGCUGAGCAAGUCGCAGGGGCGUGGUGGUGACCAGUGGAGGAAUCAGCCUACAUUAGCCAGGCAGUCGCAAGGCGGCACAGUUCACCGGCGACAGCUGAGCCGGCGGCAGCCGGAUCGGAGCCGGGAGGCCGCAGCCAUGAGCUCCGUGCUGUACUACGCCCUGCCCGCCCUGGGCAGCUACGCCUUGCUCUCCAUCUUCCUCCUGCGCCGGCCGCGCCUGCUGCACCCACCCCGGGCUCCGGCCUUCUGCCCCCGCCUGGGGGCCCACCGGGGAGGGUCCGGAGAGAGGCUGGAGAACACCAUGGAGGCCAUGGAGAACGCCAUGGCCCAGCGCUCGGACCUCCUGGAGCUGGACUGUCAGCUGACCCGGGAUGGCGUGGUGGUGGUGUCCCACGACGAGAACCUGUCCCGCCAGUCAGGCGUGAACAGGGAUGUGAGCAGCCUGGCGUUUGAGGAGCUGCCCCUCUACAAGGAGGAGCUGGAGGUUUACUUCUCACCGGGCCACUUUGCACAUGGGUCGGACAGGCGCAUGGUGCGUCUGGAGGACAUUUUCCAGAGGUUCCCUCGGGUGCCCGUGAGUGUGGAGGUCAAAGAGGAAAACGAGCAGCUCAUUCACAAGAUAGGCAGCCUGGUGAGGCACUUUGACCGCAAUGAAAUCACCAUCUGGGCCUCGGAGAAGAGCUCGAUCAUGAAAAAGUGCAAGGCCGCGAACCCCGAUAUGCCGCUGUCCUUCACGAGAUGGCGCACGAUCCGGCUGUUGCUGCUAUAUUACCUGGGGCUGCUGCCCUUCGUCCCCAUCCCUGAGAAGUUCCUCCUGUGCUUCCUGCCCACCAUCAUCAACAGGACCUACUUCCCGUUCUCCUGCUCUGCGCUGAACCGGCUGUCAGCCACGGUUACUAAAUGGCUCAUCAUGAGGAAAAGUCUGAUCCAAUACCUGGAGCAGCGAGGAGUGCAGGUGGUAUUCUGGUGCCUGAACGAAGAGGCGGAUUUUGAAGCGGCCUACAGCCUGGGGGCCACCGGCGUCAUGACCGAUUACCCCACGGCCCUGCGGCGCUACCUGGACAGCCACCGCGCGGCCUAA